Molecule: messenger RNA, 1578 nt
Organism: Monascus purpureus
Lineage: Eukaryota; Fungi; Ascomycota; Eurotiomycetes; Eurotiales; Aspergillaceae
Source: the annotation of a GenBank genome assembly
CACGGAGAAAGCUACCAAAAGCAUCGCCGGCGAUCUGUGCGAGCGUAUCGCCAAGCGUGGAGAGAAGCUGGCAAUCGUCCCCGCAUUUUAAAAUGUCGGAUUUCAAUCUCCGGCUGUUGCGUUGGCCAGUUUCCGGUCUGAGCUGGGGGUUUAAAAGGCCUGAUUCCGAGCAGGGAGUUGUCGUUCAGCAGCUCUCAACGCUGCCGAUUCAUAUCUAUAUUGAAUAUCUCCAUUGCUUUCCAGUAUGGCCAUCUCCAAGCUCCAAGUUGCCGUUGCUGGCCUGGGUCGUAUGGGCCGGCGCCAUGCUAUGCACAUCCUCGCACGCACUCCCCGAGCAGACUUGGUCGCUGCAUUUUCCCCAGAUCCUGCCGAGCUCGAAUGGGGACGUGCCAAUCUCGAACCCUUCGGCGUGACGCUAUUCUCGGACUACGAUGAAAUGCUGAAGUUGGAGGGCUUGCAGGCAAUCGUCAUCGCCACGGUGACCACCGUUCACGCAGAAGAGGCCAUCAAGGCGAUCGACAAGGAUCUACAUGUCCUCUGCGAGAAACCGCUGUCCACGAGCGUCGAUGUGUCCCGGAAAGUGAUAGACGCCGCCCGCAAGAAGCCACAUCUCAAGGUUAUGUGUGGUUUCUCCCGGCGCUUCGAUGCUUCUUACCGCGAUGCCUACGAGAAAGUCGAGAAUGGUGUCAUUGGCCGUCCAUCGGUGUUCCGCUCUCAGACCUGCGACAAACAUGAUCCGUCGGGCUUCUUUGUCGAGUACGCCAAGCACUCGGGGGGCUGCUUUGUCGACAUGUCCGUCCACGACAUCGACCUUGCCCUCUGGUUCUUCGGCGAAGACUCUGCCGUCAAGUCGGUCGCAGCAUCGGGGAUUCGCGCAGUGGCACCAGGGCUAGAACAGCAUGGCGACUACGACAACGCGGUCGGAAUCGUCGAAUUCUAUGGCGGCAAGGUGGCAUACUUCUUCUGCUCUAGGAUGAUGGCGCAUGGCCAAGAGGACACGACCGAGGUCAUCGGCACUGAGGGCAAGCUGUCCGUCAACGGCAACCCGCAGGCCAACUUGGUCAAUAUGUACACGUCGGCGGGCAUUACUAGGGAGGCUCCGCCGCAUUACUAUGGGCGGUUCGAGCAUGCAUUUGUGCAGGAGGCGAACGAGUGGACCGCGGCCUGUCUCGACGGUACCAAGUUGCCCAUGAAGCUUUCGGGUGCUCUGCGUGCUGUGGAGAUCGGAUCGUACCUCCAGGAGGCUGUCCGGACAGGCAAGAAGCUGUACUUUGACGAGUCAGGCGCGAGGAUCGAGCCAGCAUCUCUUUGAACUGCGAGAGACGAUGGGAAUUGGGGUGUGGGAAAAUGACUUAUUCGAAUGCAUAGAGGAUGUUUCGAGGAGCCAACUAAGAAUGCUUCUAUCAUAAAUGGCAAGGGAGAAUUGGCCAAACUAUUGAGCAUCUGGAUAGAUAGAUUUAUUAGUUACGGUCCAUCUUAUAAUGCGAUCACUCAUACUAUCCAUCUCUCAACGCCAGAUCCCCUAGACCUGCCUCCAGUACGGAAAGAUCCACGUUCAAUCCCUCAUCUUCAACAAUA